Messenger RNA from Candidula unifasciata, 429 nucleotides. Lineage: Eukaryota; Metazoa; Mollusca; Gastropoda; Stylommatophora; Geomitridae. The record is from the annotation of a GenBank genome assembly.
AUGGCUGACGUUGAAGUAGGUAUCCCAGCUGCUGUUCCAUCCCUGACUCCUGCUGAUGUGGGGUCAAUGGACAUUUACCAGGCCAUCCAAGAGGUCCUGAAGACUGCCCUUAUUCAUGAUGGGCUCUGCAAGGGUGUCAAGGAGGCCACCAAGGCUUUAGACAAACGCCAAGCUCAUCUGUGUAUUCUAGCCAACAGCGUUGACGAGCCUUUGUAUCCAAAGUUGAUCGAGGCCCUGUGUGCUGAGCAUGGGAUCAACUUACUCAAGGUGGAUGAUGCCAAGAAACUGGGAGAGUGGGCUGGUCUGUGCAAAUUAGACAAGGAAGGCAAAGCAAGAAAAGUCAAUUCUUGCGGGGUGGUCGUUGUCAAGGAUUAUGGAGCAGAGUCUCCAGCAUUAGACGUGGUGAGAGAAUACUUCAAGAACCAAUGA